Molecule: messenger RNA, 6799 nt
Organism: Micropterus salmoides (largemouth bass)
Lineage: Eukaryota; Metazoa; Chordata; Actinopteri; Centrarchiformes; Centrarchidae
Gene: bcl11ba
Product: BAF chromatin remodeling complex subunit BCL11B a
Exons: 3
Coding region: 870-3380 (836 amino acids)
Biological process (GO): positive regulation of transcription by RNA polymerase II
Cellular component (GO): nucleus
Molecular function (GO): DNA-binding transcription factor activity; RNA polymerase II cis-regulatory region sequence-specific DNA binding
Source: RefSeq, a predicted model, not a curated record
AGUCUCCACUCUCCCUUCUCACCGCAGACUGAACGUCACGUCCGCACUUGAACUUGAGUUUUCUCCCAUUGUAGAAGCCAGAGAGCCGCACAGAGCCGCACACAGCCGCACACAGCCCGGGGAUGCGGGACUCUGCAGCUAGCACAAAGAGAAUAGAGGGUGGCAGUCUGUCCUCACACCAGCACUGGGCUUCGACUUAAAGAGUUAAAGUCUAACCCGCCCGCCUGGCUGGCACUGCCAGUGCAGCAGAAGAAGUGCCCACCACUUGGCGACACCUCGAGAAGUGCCGAGAAGAAAAUUUGGAUUCCUAUUUUACACACUUUCAGACCUUAAUUGGCGUCCUUUCACCUGCUUUGUCCGGACAGGGACGCGCGGUGUCCAGGGUGGCCGGAGAAUGGACACAGGUAGUGACUGACCAUCAGGAGGUGACCGCCAACCUCCCGCGUCUUGCCGCGUCUCUCCUCCCCUCCACUCCGCUCCUUUCUCCGGUGUCCUCUGACAGAUGGUGUAAAAGCGGCGUAAGGCAGAGCCGGACUACCCCCCUGCUUCACCACCACUUCGACUGAAGAAGGAAGGCGCGCAACCACUUUGGCACCGAACUCCGACCGAGCGCCCGGCCACCCAGCGCUGCGCUACGGCCGGUCACCGCAGAGCGCAGGAGCCGCUGCCCGCUGGAGGGAGAUCCGUCGCGCAGGGGUCAGUUCGAGGGCCACAUUUGGGGCCAGUGCUGAGCGGUCAGUUUGGGGUGGUCAGCGAGCGGCCGGUUUUGGGGCCAGUUUGCGGCCGGUAUACAGGAGAAGCAGGAGGAGGAGGAGAGCCGACCCUUCCAGCGCCGCUCUCCGGGCGAUGCCAGUGUAAAUGCCAGGGCGAUGUCCCGACGCAAGCAGGGGAACCCGCAGCACCUGUCCCAGAGAGAAAUUACACCAGAGGUUGAGCAUCCAGAUGGCGGCCUGCUCUCCGACUCCCUACCCCCCCACCCUCUCGGCCUGCCGCCCCACCCGUUGGACCCUAGUCUGGCCCACACCCUGCCACCCGGCCUCCACGCCGACCAUGACCUGUUGACCUGCGGCCAGUGUCAGAUGACUCUCCCGCUGGGUGACAUCCUCCUCUUCAUUGAGCACAAGAAGAAGCAGUGCCAAACGCCGCUGCUGGCCAAUGGCUGCUACGACAAGAUGACCGACCGGGGAGGCGGAGGAGGGAGUCCGACUCUGCAGAGCCUUCAUCUCCCCACGCAGCGGGGAGAACUGAGGAAAGUGGUGGAGCCGGUGGAGAUCGGCAUCCAGGUGACACCAGAGGAGGAGGAGGUGGGAGGAGGUGAGCGGGGAGGGAGGACGCCCAUCAAAGGAAUUUGCCCCAAACAGGAGAACACACCGGCAGGUGGCAGGGAUGAGCCUUCCAGCUACAUAUGUACCACAUGUAAGCAGCCCUUCCCCAGCGCCUGGUUCCUGCUGCAGCAUGUCCAGAACACCCAUGGCAUUCGCAUAUACCUGGAGUCCAAUCCAUCCAGCACAGCCCUCACCCCACGCCUCACUAUGCCUCCACCCAUGGGCAACGACUCCAUCCCCCAGUCCCCCCUCACCAACUUUCUCGGGGACAACAACCCCUUCCACCUCCUGAGGAUGACGGGCCCCCUGCUCCGGGAGCCUCCCCCGGGUUUUGGGGAGAACCGCCUCCCCAACACACCUCCAUUCAUCAGUCCACCUCCCCGGCACCACCUGGACCCCCAUCGUCUGGAACGCCUUAGCGCAGAGGAAAUGGGCCUCAUCUCCCAGCACCCCAGUGCCUUUGAGAGGGUGAUGCGGCUAACGCCCAUGGCCAUGGAGUCCCAGUCCAUGGACUUUUCCCGGCGGUUACGUGAGUUGGCAGGGAAUACCAACAGCACCACCCCACCAUUGUCACCCAGCAGGGCCAACCCUAUGCACCGACUACUAAACCCAAACCCCUUCCAGCCUGGGCCAAAAUCACCCUUUCUGAGCACCCCACCUUUACCGCCGAUGCCCCCAAACAGUACCACCCCUCCCCAGACACAGAACAAGAUCAAGUCCUGUGAGUUCUGCGGUAAGACCUUCAAGUUCCAGAGCAACUUGGUAGUGCAUCGGCGCAGCCAUACUGGAGAAAAACCAUACAAGUGCCAGCUGUGUGACCACGCCUGCUCUCAGGCGAGCAAGCUGAAGCGCCACAUGAAGACCCACAUGCACAAGGCUGGAUCCCUGACGGGGCGCUCAGAUGAUGGACUGUCCACCACUAGCUCCCCAGAGCCUGGCACUAGUGAUGUGACAGGUGAGGGCAUGAAGAAUCGUGAUGGCGACUUCCAAGGGGAAGGCAAUGAGGAGGAAGAAGAGGAGGAGGAAGAAGAAGAACUUGAGAAUGAGAGUCGACCAGAAUCCAAUUUCAGCAUGGAGUCUGAGUUCUACCGGAACAGGGAGAAUGGCUCUAAACCUCCUUCAGAGGAGAAGUCAUCAUUCGCCCUUGAGAAGAUGGUAGAAGGUGGGGGGCUCAACUCUAUACAGCAGUACAAUAAUUUGAUAGUUGACAAUCGUAAAAGGAUGCCCUUCUCCAAGAGGUGCUCGGAUGGCCAGCGGGACACUGGGGAUGAGGACUCAGUGGCUGGGGAGAUGGACCACCACCAGCAGGAAGAGAGAACAACCAUUAAUGGCCGGAAUUGUGGCUCCGGUGACUCUUUCUCAGGCCUGUUUCCCCGUAAACCCACCCCCAUCACCAGCCCCACCCUGUCCAACUCAUCAAAUAAGAGGAUCAAGAUUGAGAAGGACUUGGACAUUCCCCCAGCACCCCACAUCCCUUCUGAGAAUGUCUACUCCCAGUGGUUGGUGGGCUAUGCUGCCUCACGCCACUUCAUCAAAGACCCUUUCCUAGGCUUCACUGACUCCAGACAAUCGCCCUUCGCCACCUCUUCUGAGCACUCGUCUGAGAAUGGCAGCCUGCGGUUCUCAACGCCUCCGGGUGACCUGCUGGAUGGCGGCCUGUCAGGCCGCAGUGGCACCGCUAGUGGAGGCAGCACACCUCAUCUGGGUGGAGGCCCAGGUCCAGGCCGACCCAGCUCCAAGGACAGCAGGAGGUGCGACACCUGUGAAUUCUGCGGCAAGGUGUUUAAAAACUGUAGCAACCUGACGGUGCACCGGCGCAGUCACACUGGGGAGAGGCCCUACAAGUGUGAGCUGUGCAACUAUGCCUGCGCCCAGAGCUCCAAGCUCACACGCCACAUGAAGACACAUGGCCAGCUGGGUAAGGAGGUCUACCGCUGUGACAUUUGCCAAAUGCCCUUCAGCGUGUACAGCACUCUGGAGAAACAUAUGAAAAAGUGGCAUGGAGAACAUUUGAUGACCAAUGAGGUCAAAAUUGAACAAGCAGAGAGAACCUAAACCAGGUUCUCUGUUUCCAUACUCUUUGCCACACUUUGACUUAAAAAAUAAACAAAAGGGGGUAGCUGGAUACUCUUUUUCUGAAAUUUUAAUUUUUGGUUAAUUUUAUGUUUGUAAGAAACUGCCAAACUGAGAAAAAAGGUGAAAACAGAGAUCUUACCACCAAUUGAAGCUGUCUAAACUGCCUCAUUUGGGGUUCCUUUUUAAACAAUCAGUCAGUUCAGUUAUAACAUAUGUGGAGCCUUUAACUGUGCAAUAAUUUCUGUAUUUAUUGGAUUUUGUAUUUUGGCAUGUGCAGGUACAUUUUUAUUUAGGCAUUUAAAAGAAAACUUGUUUUGUUUUGAUUUUGCGUUACUCUGUUCUUUAAAAACCCACAUGAUAUCCUGAGAGUUUUUUAGAAGGCAAAUGUCCAUUUUAAGUAAUCUUUUUUGGCCGCUGCUUAUAGGAAAUUGUAUAUUAAGCUAAAAGUGUGAUUUCUUGAAGAGAAGCUAAAUCUUCUAUUUGAAAGUGGCGUUAACUGAGAAUGCUAGAAUUAGUCUAUUUUGUGUGAUGACGAUACGCGGACAACAAUCCUUUGGCAUUGUAGCAUGAACGGACUCUAAAACAUGUCAAUAUAAUUGGAUAUGUAGCACUGAGUGUCAUAUUUGACAGUAAAUCUAAAAUCAAAGAGGAUCCCAAGGUUCAUAAACCCUGUCUCCUCCUGAGAACAUCUUUACCAGCCAGAAGAAACAGAUUCUAGAUAAGGCAGCUGCUGACCGGUACAUAGUACCAAGCCCUGACAACGCUAUGACAACCACCCCUCAUUCCUUCUGCCCCCCCACCCCACCCCCAGCAUCACUUACUACCAUCUUUCCUACGUUAGUGCAUCCACGUAUUAUAUUUUGCAUGACACCAUAUGAUCUAGGCUAUAUUAUUUAUUAGCAGUAAAGUGAGCAUGAAGCCAUGCAAGAUGAGUAUGCAUAGAGAUACACAGAAGAACGAAGACAAGAGAGUGAGCACAGGGACAUCUCAGGGUGAGCUAUACUACUUUUCUUUAUUUACCCAUUCAUUCCUAUGUUGAAAUACUUAGGGACACUUGUGUCCACUCACUGCCCCUCUACCAGGCUAAUGUCAAAACGUUAUCCUUAUUUCAAAGUGAUUAUUCACAUUUACAUCUGUCACUGCUUCCAAUUAAUUAGUUUAGAGCGGGUUACAUGUAUGUGCAUACAUGGCAGAUGCCACUACUUUAACUAGAUUUCUUCAGAAAAAUUAAAUUCUCUGAUCUUAUUGUCGAAAUUUAUAAAAACCAACAUCCCUAUGCAUUUUUUUGUGCUAAAUUAUCUUACAAAAUGUAUAGUGAAUUUUGGCUUGUAUUGUUAGAGUGAUUCUAUAAUUGUAUAAUCUGAUCAAUGAAGGCACCUUUCCAGGAAUAGGAAUCAAGUUUCACUGUGUGUUUUUUGUAGGAGAGGAAAAAUAUAUGAGUGUGUGUUGAAAUAGUCAGACUAAUAGUAAGAGAAGCAGCAUCAGUUUGCUCCAUGCCCCUUUGUUUUUUUAAAUAUCAUAACCCCAGCUUUUGUUAGUCCUCAUCCACCUUCAUUGUAGCACUUUGUUAUUUUUAAAUACACACAUAGAGCUGGACAGAAAAAGUACUGAAGGGUCUAGAGCUUGGGAUCUCCUGACGCUGAAGUGCCCAGGCUUGUUAAGCGAGACUUUCACAAUGCUGGCACUAUAAAAUAAAAAAAAACAAAAAAAACAAACAUAUAAUUUAUUUGGGACAGUUUUUGUACUGCCAUACAAUUUGACAUGAGUGUGCCUUGAAUAAUGAUCUUCCUGUUUAUUGUCUCAGAAAAAUGCAACACUUUUUAUGAAGCAUCGAAUUGAACAAGAAAAAAAUAAGUAAAAUUGUGUUAAAAUGAACGUGUAAUUUGACAUUUCAACAGAAUAAUUUAAAUUAAUACAAAUGAACCAAUGCUGAGUUUAGGUUUAGGAGUACCCAGCACAAUAUCAGUGUGUCUGUGUGUGUAUAUAUGUAUGCAUAUGUACAUAUAAAGGCACGAACAUAUAUAUAGAUAUAUAUCAAAUUCCUCACCCAUAAGGACAAGAGUCUGUCCCUCAACAGAAAAUUCCAGGAGUGGACAAAAGCCACACAAAAAGUCAAGGAAGAGACUCGACAAAAAUCAGGAAAUGCAGAAACUAAAAAAAGAAUUUAGUGCACUCUGUCUUAAAACAAGUUUACAGUAUUGAAACAAGUACAAGGGUAAAAUAAUAAUAAUUUGUGUGUAUGUGUGUUUUAAACAAGUAUUUUCUUUUCCAGGUUUGCUUCUAAAGUUUCUCUGAAUGCCGUAGUGGCGAUGUGUAUAUUGUUUCUUUUCUUUUUCUUUUUUCUUAUUUUUGGUGACGGGGUUUUAAUAUAUAUAAAUACAUAUGAAUAUAUUACAUUUUUCUUGUUUACUGUAAAAGUAUACCAGUAUUUGUAAUAUUGGAGAAUGCCUGGGCAUUUUACAAAAAUAGAAAAAAGGUUGUUUUUUAUUUUUUAUUUUGCAGUCCAAUUUAAAUUGUGGGUCUCUUAAACUGUUUUUGUCACUGUAACUGUAAAAGUCUUAAGUUUUAGUAACUUUUAUUCUGCCUUGGGUGUAAUGAAAUAAAAAAUAAACAAAUUAAAAAAUGACUGAGCUGUAACAAACUUGGAUUUGGUGGUGGGGUGGCUGCUGGGGUGGGGGUAGGUGAAUGGGUGCUCCAUUAGCAGAUGGAGGUUUUCUCCCUUAGAAAUGACGGAACAUUGGUACUGCUUUUCAGGAAAAACACACUGAGAAUCCUGACUUGUAUCUAUUUUUCUUCUUCUGGAAUGGAUUAUUCUUCAUGGAUGGUGUGAAAUACAUGUGUAGGCACUUGCUGUCUUUCCUAAGGAGCUUGUCUUUUUUAACUUGUAGGCUAUGUGCAUCCUUUUGUGAAUAGGGUACUCUGAGUACCUCGGGACGUCUUGCUCUUACAUCGGGUGCAGGGGGAGGGUGACUUCAUAUCCAAUGACAAGACACAACUCACAGGCUGCCACAAUCUAUUUUUCCUCUCAUGAGGCAGGAUAACUAACCUGAUGAAUUUGUACUGUUGUAAUGAACCAUGCUGUACAGAAGGUGAUCAAAAGGUUGUAUGACGGCCUUUUAGUGACAAAAACACAAGUCGAUGCUUUGUUUAUCGCUCUAUUGGUUGUACAUAGUUUUCUAUGACUACGCUGUUUUCAUUUUCUUUGACUUUGUUUUUUCCUUUUAUUUGUCUGUGAUUUCUAACUGGCACUGGCAGUGACUUCCUGUGUCUGGGGGUGGGGUUGGGGGGUUAUUUUGUUUGACCUUUGUGACCUCCAUGUCAGUUUUCAGGCACAUGCCUCCCCCGUUGAUAUUUCUCGGCAUGAGAACAGAGCACAAAUACAAGCUGUUACAAUUCUA